AUGCUUGGCCGGAAGAGAGAAGACCAGAAGGAUGGUGCCGGCAGCAAGAAGCGGAAGAAGUGGCAGGAGGAGUCAGAUGAGGAUGAGGAGUCGGAGGCGGCGGAGGUAACCAUGGAGGAGAUGGAGGAGUGGAAGGCCAAGAUGGAGGAGGAAGAGCAGCAGGAAGAGCGUGAGCGCCAAAAGCGUGAACGGGAGGCUCGGGAAGAGGCCGAGCGCAAGGAACGGGAGAGGCUGCGGCGCCUCCAGGAGGAGGAACGUGAGCGGCGUGAGCUCGAGGAACAGAUGGAGGAGGAGGAGCGGCAGCGCCAAGCUGCACGGCGAGAGGCCGCGGAGCGAGCGGCGGAGGAGGUGAAGAGGCUGUGGGACAAGCCACCGGUCGAGGCGGUUGCUGGCCCGACGGUGGUCCCCGCCCUCAUACCAUCGGCGGCCUUGCCGCCCGUGCCGGCCCCUGCCCCCAUUGUCCCCAUGGCUACAGCACCAAAGACGCUGUCCGCCCUCAUGCAGGCCCAGGCUGCUGGAGCCAACAUCGCUGCCUCGCUUCUGGCUGCGCAGCCGGCUGGCAUCGUGGUACCUGGGAUGCCUCAGAUGGUGCAAGGAGGGGAGGAAGCAGCUGGCGAUGUCACUGCUCUUGUUCAAGUCCCUGCUGGCAGAGUCAAAGACUUGCUGGGCGUGCAGGGCAGGAACAUCAAAGCGCUCAAGUCUCAGACGGGCGUUGCCAAAGUUGGUGUCCUGGACCGAAAUGAUCCGGCGAAUGUAGAAAUUGUUGGCCCGCCGGCGGCGGUCGAGAAGUGCAAAGCACUGGUCAACUGCAUCGUCGAGGGAGACCUCGCGGCAAUUGGCAACGUCACCGAGAUCUUGGACAUUGAGCCCAGGCAAAUUGCCAGACUCAUUGGCCCAAGAGGCCAAAAUAUCUCCAACAUGAAGGACCAGAGCGGCGCCUACCUCGCUGUGAAGGAGCCGACUCCUGGAAUGGGCAACAAGGUGGUCAUUGUCGGAUUUCCGGAGUGUGUGGCCCGUGCCCGGGAGCUGGUGGUGACUUUCCUUAGCCACGAGGCUGCCGCAGGGCCGCCAGGGCCGGCCUUCGGAAUGGGAGUUCCACACGCGCCCAUGCCCCAUGUGAGACCGAUGCAAGGGCAGGUGCCGAUGGGUGCCCCUGGCUGGGCGGGCAUGGGGCCCGGCAAAGGAGCUGCUGGCGGCAAGGCGCCGGAGCCCGGUGCCUGGGCACCAGGCAAAGGGGCCUGUGAUGCAGGUUGGCACGAUGCCUCUGCUUGGCAAGGGGAUGCACAGCAGUGGGGUGUGGCCAAAGGUGCUGACUGGGGACCUCAGCCGUGCCACGGCGGGAAAGGACACGGUGAUGAGAGUUGGCCUCAAGAAAGCUGGGACUAUGGCAACAGCGCUGCUAGUGGUGCUGUUUUCCAUCAGGGUCCUCAUCAGGCCGUGGAUUAUGCCGACUAUGGCAGAGUUCACCAAGGCCACCAAGGCCACCAGGAGUAUGGCAGCGCAGGGAACGGCAGUGACGUGUCACAUGGCAAGGGAAAGCGCGGGUCAGUGGAUGCCUGGAGCCACGCGGCAGCGAGCCAGGAGCAGUGGCACGGAUAUGGCAGUGACCAGCAAGGAGGUUGGGGCCAGUGGCCUCCACAGGGUGAGUGGGACGAAAGGCCCGAUUCGCUUACCAACAGCCUCGUGUGUUUGGAGUGGCACUCCAUUGCAGGUGGGGCGCUGGCUCGAAUGGCUCAGGCCUCUUAUGGUGCGGAUGCGGACUACCGCCCCAUGGCCAGCAGGAGUGAUGAGGCGGCGAUGCACGCCUGCUUGGACAAUGCAACGGCUGACAACUUGGGUGUGUGCGAGCUAGCACUCCAGAAGAGGGACUGCGUUGUGAGCAAUCAGUGCUGCCACUUGGCCCUGCCCAAUACAGGAAACAAGAGAUUCUGGCUAGAUCGAGUCUCCGACUGGGUCGACUCCGAGCUGUACAGAAACGGCACGUGCGAUUUCAGUCACCUAAUGACGUGUCAGGAGGAGCCGAUACCUUCAUGUUCAUGGUACUCGGCGGUCAUGUGCCCCUAUUAA
This is a messenger RNA of Symbiodinium natans, 2067 nucleotides long. NCBI's taxonomy places the organism in Eukaryota, Dinophyceae, Suessiales, Symbiodiniaceae. The record is from the annotation of a GenBank genome assembly.